CUGAGAUCCAGCCCAUACAAGAAAACCCUAUAUUUUUAGGGUUGGAGUUCAUCCUCUCUCAUUAAAUCUUGCUGCCGCAGUGCCUCUCCGCCAUCGACGAUUAUCCAAUGGCUUCAGAGAAGAAAUUGUCGAACCCGAUGAGGGAAAUCAAGGUGCAGAAGCUGGUGCUCAACAUCUCCGUCGGAGAGAGCGGAGAUCGUCUCACCAGAGCUGCUAAGGUGUUGGAGCAACUCAGCGGUCAAUCUCCUGUUUUCUCCAAGGCAAGAUACACUGUUCGAUCUUUUGGGAUUAGGAGGAAUGAAAAAAUUGCUUGCUAUGUUACUGUGAGAGGUGACAAGGCAAUGCAACUCCUCGAGAGUGGCUUGAAGGUCAAGGAAUAUGAACUGUUGAGGAGGAACUUCAGUGAAACUGGAUGCUUUGGUUUCGGUAUUCAGGAGCACAUUGAUCUUGGAAUUAAGUAUGAUCCAUCUACUGGUAUCUAUGGUAUGGACUUCUAUGUAGUCUUGGAGCGCCCUGGUUACCGUGUGGGUCGUCGCCGUAGGUGCAAGGCCCGCGUUGGAAUCCAACACCGUGUCACCAAGGAGGACGCGAUGAAGUGGUUCCAGGUGAAAUAUGAAGGUGUGAUCCUGAACAAGGCAUCUAACAUUGGAGCUUAGACUGAUCAUUAUCUUUUAUGGUUUCAUUUGUUUCAUCUGUUUUUGCUAAAAGUUUUGUAGAAUUUUAUCAGCAGACAUGUCUUACUUUCAUGUUAAGAUUGAGAUUGUGUCUUAAAUUUCAUUACUGGUGUUUGAUAUGCUUAUGGAUGUUGGUAAUGAUUAAUGUCCAGAUUGGUUUUAUGUCA
Molecule: messenger RNA, 841 nt
Organism: Salvia splendens (bonfire salvia)
Lineage: Eukaryota; Viridiplantae; Streptophyta; Magnoliopsida; Lamiales; Lamiaceae
Product: 60S ribosomal protein L11
Exons: 5
Coding region: 108-656 (182 amino acids)
Biological process (GO): translation
Cellular component (GO): ribosome
Molecular function (GO): structural constituent of ribosome
Source: RefSeq, a predicted model, not a curated record